AAAUUGAAAUGGUCAAACAGACAGCAAAGGAGAAGAGGGACUAUAAAAGCAAAUCCAGUUUUUCAACAUUUUUGUUCCAUUGCCAAUGCGUUUGGUAGCUCUUUACAACAAAAAUCACAUCUUCAACAUUCUUUCCGGUAGCAGACACUUAAGGAUCAUGGCCGAGUCAGCAAGUAACAGCAGCGGGAAGAAGCUUAUUCGAAUUGAUGUCAGUUCAGACUCUGUAUGCCCAUGGUGCUUUGUUGGCAAGAGAAAUUUAGACAAAGCUGUAGCUGCUUCAAAAGACCGAUUUGAUUUUGAGAUCAAAUGGCAUCCGUAUUUCCUCAAUCCAUCUGCUCCUAAAGAAGGCGUAAAUAAGCUGCAGUAUUAUAGAGAAAAGUUUGGAUCUCGAACUGAUGGAAUUGUAGCUCGAAUGACUGAGGUUUUUAAAGGUCUCGAUCUUGAAUAUAAUAUAUCCGGUCUCACGGGCAAUACAUUAGACAGCCACAGGCUUAUAUAUUUUGCUGGCCAACAAAGUCUUGAUAAGCAACAUAAGCUUGUUGAGGAGUUAUUUCUAGGCUACUUCACACAGGCCAAAUAUAUUGGUGAUAGGGAUUUUCUUUUGAAUUGCGCGGCAAAAGUUGGGAUCGAGGGGGCAGCAGACUUCCUGGCAGAUCCAAAUAAUGGAGUUAAGGAGGUAAAUGAGGACCUGGAGAAAUACUCGGGUAAUAUCACAGGAGUUCCAUACUAUGUGAUCAAUGGGAAGCACAAGUUAAGUGGUGGACAGCCACCGGAAGUAUUUAUAAGAGCUUUUGAGGUUACUGCAAAUUAAUGGUUUUACACCAUUUAUAAGUUUUCUAUUUGCCUGUAUUGAAAUAAAAACUGAGAAAUAUAUAUCAUUGUGCCGCUAUGUAUUGAUUUACUUGUACCUUAGAAGGGAUACUGGUACAGCAUAUGGAUGAUCCGAUGAGACGAUAAAAAUUUCAAAAUAAAUGUAUCUUUGUGUGUUCUAACAAAAAAUUGUUUAUA
Molecule: messenger RNA, 1008 nt
Organism: Mercurialis annua (annual mercury)
Lineage: Eukaryota; Viridiplantae; Streptophyta; Magnoliopsida; Malpighiales; Euphorbiaceae
Exons: 8
Coding region: 86-811 (241 amino acids)
Molecular function (GO): oxidoreductase activity
Source: RefSeq, a predicted model, not a curated record